This is a messenger RNA of Naegleria lovaniensis, 1320 nucleotides long. RefSeq lists its product as uncharacterized. The record is from RefSeq and is a predicted model, not a curated record. Gene Ontology annotation, molecular function: protein serine/threonine kinase activity; ATP binding. Gene Ontology annotation, cellular component: cytoplasm. The coding region runs from base 1 to 1320 and encodes 439 amino acids. The transcript has 4 exons. NCBI's taxonomy places the organism in Eukaryota, Heterolobosea, Eutetramitea, Acrasida, Naegleriidae. Gene Ontology annotation, biological process: protein phosphorylation; intracellular signal transduction; regulation of MAPK cascade.
AUGGGCUUCUUCGGCGGUAGUACCAAAAAGAAAGAUAACAAAUCAAACUAUGAUAGUGAUGCUAUCAAAGUUGAAAUCUCAGCACCAACCGACUUCAAAAGAGGAGUGCAUAUUGAAGUAGAUCUAAACCAAGGAACAUUGAAAGGUGUACCAUCUGCAUGGAAAGAUACAUUUGGAGAUAGUGCUCAAUAUGAAGAAGAUGUUUCUCAAGUCAACCCAAACCUUCUCCCUUCCAUCAGUACAUCAUCAUCAGAGGAAAAAGUACAAGGACUAGUCAUUUCAAAGCCAUUCGAGUUCAAACACAACAUCCAUGUUGACUACAACAGCGAGACUGGUUUUGUUGGUCUCCCUCCAGAAUGGGAAUCCAUGUUGAAAUCAUCAGGUAUUACGAAGAACGAAGCUAUGGAAAACCAAGAAGCAGUAUUAGGUAUUUUGGACUUGGCAACAAACAACAUGCAAAGACCUGAUGAAACAGCAGCCAAACAAAAACCAAUUGGUGGAAAGAAGCGCCUUGUUGACUACCUUCAAAACGAAGAUCCAACAAAAGUGUUUGGUAAACUUCAAAGACUUGACGAAGGUUCUUCAGGAGUUGUUUAUAAAGGCAUUCAUAACAAGACAGGAAUGAAGGUUGCUAUCAAGAUUAUUCAAAUCAAAGCAGAUACAAAAUUAGAAACAUUGGAGAAUGAAAUUGCUAUGAUGCACUCGUGUCAACAUGAAAACAUUGUAAAGUACGUGGGAGCCUACUCUCACAACCAAGAUCUUUGGAUUGUCAUGGAAAUGAUGAGUGGUGGUAAAUUGACUGAUUUACUCUUGAAUACUCAAUUUACUGAACCAGAGAUUGCAGCUGUUUGUAAAGAAACUUUGAAAUCUCUCAAAUACCUUCAUGACAAUCAAAGAAUUCACCGUGACAUCAAAUCAGAUAACAUUCUUUUAGGUGAGGGUGGUGAAGUUAAAUUAGCUGACUUUGGCUUUUGUGCUGAACUUUCCCAAACAUCAGACAAGAGACGAUCUGUUGUCGGAACUCCAUAUUGGAUGGCUCCUGUAAGUAUUAUGGCCCUUGAAAUGGCCGACGGUGAGCCACCAUUGCUUGACUUACCACCAUUGAGAGCUUUGUUUAUUAUUGCAACUCAACCUCCUCCAACCUUGAGAGAACCUGAGAAGUGGUCCAACACCUUUAAAGAUUUCUUAGCUUGUGCUCUCGCAAAGAAUCCACAAAAGAGAGCCUCAGCUGAUGAACUUUUAGCCCACCCAUUCAUUCAGAAAGCAUGUGACACAAAAUUCCUAGUUGAACUGAUUAAGAAGUACAGAUUAAAGAAGUAA